GUAGAUCAUAUUGUAGUGGGUGCGAUGGUAAGCAGUGAUACCACAUUCGUGCCCAAGCAUGUGGCGGGACAACACGCACCUGUCAAAUUCUCCGCCGCCAUUUUGUUGCCUUUGACGUUUGCGGUUGCGUUCGAAAAUUGGUUGUUCGGAUAUACAUACCAGUUUUGUGUUUAGUGUAUGACAAUGUUUGUGUGCUGUGUGGUGUUAUAGUGUACUGUGGUGCUGUGUGUGUUUUAUUUUAUAAAAAACACUAAAGACCAGUACAAGAUACUUAUCUAGUCGACGUACUUCUAUAAAAAUGUUAAUACAGUUCACUUGACUGAUAAUUAUAUAGCUGGUGAGGGAAACAAAGAGAGAGAAAGUGAGAGACAAAGACGAGAAAGAUUUCAUUUCGAAGGAGUUUUAGAAGGAGAUACAGAUAUGGAUACUAAAACUGAUGCUCGCGGCGAAGACAUCGAACUGAGUGUUCAAGGAGUCAGUAGCAAGCCUACCACCGUGGUCAAGUCCAAGUCUGACCUUCCUGAACGAGGGUCAUGGGGUAGUAAGUUGGACUUUAUCCUGUCAGUCAUAGGUCUAGCCAUCGGUCUCGGCAAUGUGUGGCGUUUCCCUUACCUUUGCUACAAAAAUGGCGGUGGAGCAUUCCUCAUACCUUAUUUCCUUACAUUAUUCCUUGCUGGUAUUCCGAUGUUCUUCAUGGAACUGGCCAUGGGGCAGAUGCUCACGAUCGGUGGAUUGGGAGUAUUCAAGAUUGCACCCAUAUUUAAAGGUAUCGGAUAUGCUGCUGCAGUGAUGUCUUGUUGGAUGAACGUGUAUUACAUCGUGAUUCUUGCUUGGGCUAUCUUCUACUUCUUCAUGUCUAUGAGAGCAGAUGUCCCUUGGCGUUCAUGUGACAACUAUUGGAACACAGAUACCUGUGUUAACCCUUACGAUAGGAAGAACCUCACUUGCUGGUCUGAUUUGGACAUGACAACAUUUUGUACUCUUAAUGGCAAGAAUAUCAGCAAAGCUAUCCUCUCCGAUCCUGUUAAGGAAUUUUGGGAACGUCGUGCUCUUCAAAUUUCAAGCGGUAUUGAGCACAUUGGUAAUAUUCGCUGGGAACUCGCUGGAACACUUUUGCUGGUGUGGGUGCUUUGCUACUUCUGUAUUUGGAAGGGAGUCAGGUGGACUGGCAAAGUUGUCUACUUCACAGCCUUGUUCCCUUAUUUCUUGUUAACCGUAUUGCUUAUAAGAGGUAUAACUCUACCCGGAGCGAUGGAAGGUAUCAAAUUCUACAUAAUGCCUAACAUGUCGAAACUUCUCGAGUCCGAAGUGUGGAUCGAUGCGGUUACACAGAUAUUCUUCUCAUACGGCCUUGGAUUGGGGACGUUAGUAGCUUUGGGAAGUUACAAUAAGUUCACAAACAACGUUUACAAGGACGCAUUAAUAGUGUGUUCAGUUAAUUCGAGUACCUCAAUGUUUGCUGGUUUCGUGAUAUUCUCCGUAGUUGGUUUUAUGGCUCACGAACAACAAAGACCCGUAGCGGAAGUAGCAGCAUCAGGUCCAGGGUUAGCUUUCCUGGCUUAUCCAUCAGCGGUUCUCCAGCUCCCAGGAGCUCCUCUGUGGUCUUGCCUGUUCUUCUUCAUGUUGCUUCUCAUAGGUCUUGACAGCCAGUUCUGUACAAUGGAAGGUUUCAUCACGGCUGUGAUUGACGAAUGGCCCAAGCUUUUGAGGAGGAGGAAGGAAAUAUUCAUCGCUAUUACAUGUGUUAUAUCGUAUUUGGUCGGACUUUCUUGUAUUUCUGAGGGUGGAAUGUACGUUUUCCAAAUUUUAGACUCCUACGCCGUAUCAGGCUUCUGCUUGCUUUUCCUGAUCUUCUUCGAGUGUGUAUCCAUAUCUUGGGCAUUUGGCGUGAACCGUUUCUACGAUGGUAUCAAAGAAAUGAUUGGUUACUAUCCCACUAUUUGGUGGAAGUUCUGUUGGGUUGGAUUCACUCCUGCUAUCUGUAUUAGCGUCUUCAUUUUCAACCUGGUUCAGUGGACUCCUAUCAAGUAUAUGAACUACGAGUAUCCCUGGUGGUCGCACGCCUUCGGUUGGUUCACUGCACUGUCCUCCAUGCUGUGCAUCCCCGGGUACAUGAUCUAUCUGUGGAGAGUGACUCCUGGAACUAACAUGGAGAAAUUCCACACAAUCGUCCGUAUCCCCGAAGAUGUUCCCGCGCUACGCACAAAAAUGCAAGAAGAGGAGCAAGCCAAACACGGAAAGGCUUAAGAAAAAAACUUACCACCUUUCGAUCUCAAUCGGGUAGAGAUUCGAUAAAGUGAGUAUUCAAAUGUAUCGAUGUGUCUGAGAUUACUUCAACAAAUAAAUAUUCGGUUGAUUUACACACAAUUUUAUCAUUAUCGCAUAAGAAGAAAUUGUGUCAUAUUAUUACGUAGGUUGUUUAGUUUAAGCGUGUUUAAUCACUAGUGCAUAGAUGUAAUUUUUUUUUUUAAUUUUAUUAAUUCGUUUUUGUUAUUAAUAUUAUUUAUAUUUAAGUUUGUGUGUUUAAACGUUUAUGUCUCACCGAUUUUUUUGACUUUGGGUGCGACGCGAUGCGUUCAUGUAUGUUUGUAACUUACGUUAUAUUUUAAUAAUUUUAAUUAAUUUUAGUUAAUAAUAUGAGAACUAAUGUUAACUAUCUUAUUGUCGUCUUCCAUGUAGUCAAUGCUUUAUAUAAUAUUAAAUAUAUACGUAUAUAGAUUGUUUUAUAUAACCACUUAUAAUCGAUAAUUGAUUUUAAUAAUAAUAUAAUAUAAUAAUUGGAUUUAAUAAUAAAUGUUGGACAAUCUUUAGUGAAAUUAAAAUACAUCAGUAAUAUUAUUUUUAUCCGAUUUAUAUUGAAACAUCGCAUAAUUAUUUAAAGAAAUAUUUUAAUUGUUAUUAUCCUGAAAGGAUUUAGAUGUAAGAUUAAAAAUGACUAUAAUUAUUAGAUUAGGUAUUUUAUGAUAUUUUUGAGUAAAACGCUUCUAGACGCGAGUAUUGUGUGGUGUUUUUGAAAUUAUAUUGUUAGAUUAAUCGCUUUUUAAUCUUCUACUUCAAUAUAUACAAUGAGAACUAUGUAAUCAAAAGCAUGUGCAUGUAACAUGUGUAAUUCAAUAGUUUAUUUAUCAUUAAUUAUUACUUACGAGUCUUAUUUGACUUAUCUAAAUAUUUUGGUUCAGCUUUAAUAGCGUAAUAUAUUUCACGUAGACAUUUAAUUGAUUAAAAUACUUUCAAAGCUCAAACCAAUUUCAAAUUUAAUGAUGAAACAACUGUGUUCGAUCCGUGACCAAAUGUAUCAAAAAUAAAAAAAACACAAAUCUUAUAUACAAAAUUUAAAACAUUAUC
Molecule: messenger RNA, 3345 nt
Organism: Nymphalis io (European peacock)
Lineage: Eukaryota; Metazoa; Arthropoda; Insecta; Lepidoptera; Nymphalidae
Gene: Gat
Product: sodium- and chloride-dependent GABA transporter 1
Exons: 12
Coding region: 421-2247 (608 amino acids)
Biological process (GO): sodium ion transmembrane transport
Cellular component (GO): membrane
Source: RefSeq, a predicted model, not a curated record